This is a messenger RNA of Odontomachus brunneus, 3463 nucleotides long. RefSeq names its product collagen alpha-2(IX) chain-like. Gene Ontology annotation, cellular component: basement membrane. Lineage: Eukaryota; Metazoa; Arthropoda; Insecta; Hymenoptera; Formicidae. The record is from RefSeq and is a predicted model, not a curated record. The coding region runs from base 743 to 3430 and encodes 895 amino acids. The transcript is spliced from 19 exons.
AAGUCCGUGAAAGACAGCGCAUUAAAGCGCGAUAAGAAGCUAUUACAAGCCGGAAUGUCGUCGAAUGUAACACAAUAUAAUGCGAUGGCAACAAUAAAGGUGGUAUGCUCGAUACAAGUUGUCCUUCGUCUCGCUGCAUCACGAGUUGGCGCCUUUGGUGCGAUGAUGAACGAUUGUCUGAUGGUCGUCUCUUUUCCCUCGGCAACUUGCAAACCUAAGAUCAAAUCGGUUCCUCCCUCUCCUAGAGAGGCCCUCGGCGUGCUAGUAGAGGGGUUUCCCAGAGCAGGCCCCGCGGAGUUAUCAGUGAGCAUACGACUGCUGUGCGAUGCUGUGUGUGCAUCGUGUUGUGCCUCUGCAUCUCCAGUGCACUUGUGUCUUCACGAAUUUGUUUGAACGGCAAGUAACGUCUAACCACGUAUCGAUUCGACGGAGGUGACGUAUCCAUCGAGAAAGUUGGCGUGCCGUAGUGAAGUCGCGCCGUCUCCAUCCCUUCUUUUCGUGACUUCGAUUCGUCCGUCAAACACGUGCUGAAGAUAAUAACAGGAGGAGCGACGGGGAGCUCACGCAAAUAACACUGUAACCGCGACCAAUAAUAUCGCGAUAAUUGCUGUACCGUCUCUCCAUCCCUUCUUUUAAUUAUAACUCCCGAUUCGUCUGGCACAUAUUUCCGAAGAUAAUAAUACGAGAAGUAACACGGUAACCACGGUAAACACGGUAACUACGAUUUGUUCGAUCACGGUAAAUGUAUCUGCAAACAUGGAUAUUCAUGAUUGUACACAUGAUCUAUAUUCAGUGUGUUGCGGAAGAGAAUAUCGUCGAACGUGGGUUAUGCGAGGGUUACAAAUCCGGCGAAGACGAUCUUCAGACAUUCGAUUUUAUCAGCAAGUUGAAAUUGGACCUGUUGAAGGCGUAUUACAGUGGCGUAACGAAAGUCAAAGGCAGUGACCGCAUGCAAACGGCAUAUCGGCUGGAGAAAGACACUGAUGUCACCCUUCCAGCAAAGAACAUCACACCCAAUGGGUUUCCGCAGGAGUUCACGUUGAUAUACACACUACGUGCCAGGAAAAUACCGAAAUAUCCUUGGCACAUCGUUAGGGUUGUGGACGCGGAAGGUAACGCACAGCUUCUCAUCACUGUGAAUCCCAGGAAACAGUCACUGGACUUCUCACUGAUUGACCGCGAGGGAAAAUUGCAGACUGUCUCUUUCGUGAACGAUCGUGUGUUUGACAAAAGCUGGCACAAAUUAAAUUUCGGAGUGUUCAAGGACAAGCUGGUGUUGCACAUCGAUUGCGAACACAUUGGUACGGAAAAGCUGAAGCCGCACGGUCCGAUUAAAGUCGAUGGUAAUCUGUCAAUAGCCAAGAUGAGUAAUGGUAAAGUAACAGUACCGAUCGACAUACAAUGGAUGGUACUAAACUGCGAUCCUACGCGACCGGAACGAGAAACGUGCGAGGAGUUACCGGUAGCCGCCUCGCUGAUAAAACCCGCCUGCGAGAUGAUCUGUCCGCAGGGAUCACGUGGAUUCAACGGCACAAACGGAUCACCUGGUCCACCCGGAGCACAAGGACCAAUAGGUGCACCAGGUUUAAUUGGACUUCCAGGACAACGUGGGCCACCCGGGGAGCAAGGCAGAAUAGGAGCCCCAGGUAAUACCGGUGCGAGGGGUUUCCCAGGUCUACAAGGUUCCAAAGGAUCAAUUGGACCCGUGGGUCCUCAGGGAUUACCAGGAUUUCCAGGACGAAAAGGCGAUCGUGGUGAAAGGGGCGAUACCGGUUUCCCGGGUUUGAAAGGAGAUCAAGGUCCUCGAGGAUUCCCGGGCCCGCCAGGGAACAUAAACAGUACGAUAGGCGGAUUAUUGUCGCGUUCUCUUGGGUCGCCUAUUGUGGGCGAAAAAGGAGCCAAAGGAGAACGAGGCGAUAAUAGCGCCCCAGGAUAUCCAGGCGAAAAGGGCGAACGUGGAGAAAGAGGAUACCCCGGAUCAAAUGGAUCUCGUGGGCAGGACGGUGCGCAAGGUCCUCCUGGUCCUAUGGGUCCAUCUGGACCCAAAGGCGACGUUAUAUUCACCAACGCUCCUAGCAUUCCAGGACCACCGGGUCCUCAUGGUGUAACAGGAUUGCCGGGGCCAACAGGUUUACCAGGACCGUCAGGAAUACCAGGACCUCCGGGGCCACCAGGCCAGACGGGUCCGAAGGGUGAUGUCGGAGAACCUGGUCGAGAUGGUACGCCGGGAUUGACGGGUAAUAGCGCGAUACCAGGACCUCCCGGAUCCGAAGGACCUGUCGGACCUCCUGGCGAAGACGGUUUUCCAGGCAUUAAAGGAGAGGUCGGACCGAUAGGUCCUCCAGGAUCACCUGGAGUUCCAGGAAAAGACGGAAUUCCAGGAUUACCGGGACCGCAGGGACUUCUAGGUAUACGCGGUGAUCCGGGUUCGCCAGGACCUCGUGGUUUAGAAGGGCCCAUUGGAAAACCAGGACAGCCGGGACUAGAUGGAAAAUCGGCCCAAAAAGGAAACAAAGGGCAACAGGGCGAACAAGGUCCUGUUGGACCUCGCGGGUUACCGGGCAGCACGGGGACGGCUGGCUCACCGGGUGCACCAGGUAUACCGGGAUUAGAAGGAAGACCUGGUUUAUCGGGACUACCUGGGCCACCAGGACCACCAGGGCUUCCUGGUCUCCCAGCUCAGAACGAAAAUGCAGUCUAUCUGAACAGCGAUAGUAUCGGCAAUCCAGGUCUAGACGGACCUAGAGGCCCGUCUGGUGCACCAGGAAUUCCAGGUGAAAGAGGAGCUCCUGGAGAACGAGGACCAGAAGGCCAGAUAGGACUACCUGGAAUGGCCGGCAAGGAUGGGGCACCUGGUUUACAGGGUCCACCGGGGAACAGAGGUCAAACGGGUACGCCGGGACUUCAAGGGCCACCCGGUCGUAGCAUCAAUGAAGCGGAGAUUCGAGAUAUUUGUGCCAGUGUGCUGAGAGAGAGGCUGAAAGAACUAACAGACGGUCUACGAGGGCUACCCGGGUUGCCGGGAUUGGCUCGACAGGGCCGUCCCGGUCGAACCGGAAAUCGGGGCAUUCCAGGUGAUCCAGGAUCGCCAGGUUUGCCGGGGGAACGUGGAUUCGUCGGUUUACCGGGCCCACAGGGUCCCACAGGACCACAGGGUCCGUCUGGCGAACGCGGAGAGAAAGGAGAUGGAGGUCCAGAAGGAAUUGGUAUAGAAGGACCACCUGGUCCGAGAGGGCUGCCAGGACCCCCUGGUAAUGACGGGGUUGGUUCACCCGGGAGACAAGGAGACAGAGGUGAACCAGGUAGACCAGGUGUUCCGGGUAUUAGAGGAGCGCCGGGAGCGCAUGGACCACCCGGAUUUUGUGAAUUUUGUAAUUAUCCUAGCAAUAAUUAUCUGCAGUACAAUCGUGGUAACGAGAAAGGUCCUUGAAAUACGAUAAUGAACAACGACAAAAACACAGGA